GUCAACGUUUUCGUACACCGAGGUAUACAUUCUUAGCUUACAAAUUCGCAGAUCACUGUCAACAUUUAUCGUCUUUGGCAAUAACCUCACAACGUAUUAUGGGCAUGUGAAUCAUCCACCCAUCCAAGGAAUCUAGACCAACUCUCGUUUGCCUGGCCUAGACCUAUUCACGCUAACUACCAUAGUACUGUCCUGAGUUCUCACGGCUAGGCAGUGCUGUUGGUAAAGCUCAACAAUCUGUUGACUUGAGCUAGCAGUCGCGUUUUUUUCUCUAGUCUGGCGAACACUACUUGAGACUUGCCGGGUGGAAGGCUGCGCCUUCGACUCGGCUAGGCUUCACGCCGAUAUGGAUGGUGAGGAUCAGUCUAUGACUGAUGCGCCUAAUGGCUUCGACGAGUCCCACGUCGUCGCCGUGACAAGGCAGGAAGGCGGCGACGUUUCUAUCGAGAACGGCGUUAACUUGGACAUGGACGAGAGUGAAGCAUUUAGUGAAACCGACGAAACAAUAAAAUCUAUGCGUCGAUUAGGUGUGCUUCCCACGGGAUGCUGUUACGAUGAUAGAAUGAAACUCCACGCAAACGCCGAUUUUGGGCCCUCACCACACCAUCCAGAAGACCCGAGGAGAAUCGAGGAGAUCAUGAAGAUGUUUAAGAAAGCUGGACUCGUUUUCACGGGUCCCGAUUCUGAUCUUCUUGACAUCCUGAGAGAAUGUCCGACCAAAUAUAUGUGGAGGAUUCCAGCUCGUCCGGCCACAAAGCAGGAAAUCUGCACGGUACAUACUCCAAGGCUCUAUGACUGGGUUCAAAAUCUCUCCCAGAUGUCGACGAGAGAGUUACGAUCAUUGAGCCAUAAGCUAGACCAAGGGAGGGCCUCUCUAUACGUAGGUGGUAUGUCUUAUGAAGCAGCACUACUUGCAGCAGGAGGUUGUGUAGAGACUUGCAAGAACGUUGCUUCUGGACAAGUGAAGAACGCAUUCGCUAUUAUUCGACCACCGGGUCAUCACGCCGAGUGUGAUGUACCUAUGGGUUUUUGCCUCUUUAAUAACGUCCCCAUCGGCGCCAGAGUCUGUCAAGAUGAGUAUCCAGACACUUGCCGCAAGAUACUUAUCUUGGAUUGGGACGUUCAUCACGGAAAUGGUGUUCAGAAUAUUUUCUACGAAGACCCGAAUGUCCUAUAUAUAUCCCUCCACGUCUAUGAAGAUGGCAAUUUUUACCCGGGAAAACCAGAUAACGAUAUGAUACCCGACGGAGAUAUAGACAAGGUCGGCGAAGGUCCAGGCAAAGGGAAAAACGUGAACAUCGGCUGGCCAUCUCAAGGUAUGGGCGAUGGCGAAUACCUCGCGGCUUUCCAAAAGAUUGUAAUGCCCAUUGCUCGCGAAUUCGACCCCGACAUGGUAAUCAUCUCUGCUGGCUUUGAUGCGGCCGAUGGUGACGAGUUGGGUGGAUGUUUUGUCACACCACCAUGCUACGCACAUAUGACGCACAUGCUCAUGUCCCUCGCUGGCGGAAAGGUAGCCGUAUGUCUCGAAGGAGGCUAUAAUUUGAAGGCAAUUUCUAAUUCAGCUCUGGCCGUCGCCCGGACACUCAUGGGAGAACCACCACCAAAGAUGGGCGUACCGCCCCUCAACAAGGAUGCAGCAAGACUCUUAGCAAAGGUUCAAGCUGUGCAAGCGCCGUACUGGGAAUGCAUGAGACCUGGGAUAAUCGAAGUCCGGGAAUUGGGAGAUAAUACUUCUCGUUUACACGACGUUAUUCGAGGUUAUCAGCGACAGGUACUGUCCGAUAAGUAUGCUAUGGUCCCCCUCUUUAUUCAGAGGGAAAUCCUCUAUAAGUCGUUCGAGAACCAGGUCCUUGUCACGCCGUGCUUGCAAGCCAAGAAAAAAGUUAUAUUCUUCAUUCAUGAUCCUCCCGAGUUGAAGGCGAUGCCGGAUAUUAUCGAUAACACAGUUGAUCCUCAUAACGGCUUCAUCUUGGAUGGUGUUAUGUCCUAUAUUGAUUGGGCUCAUAAGAAUGACUUUGGUAUUAUGGACGCCAAUAUUCCUCAUUACAUCACUCAUUCUGAGGACAUCGACGCGUAUACUCCCCGCGCAGACGAGAAGACUUUGCAACGGCAGAUUCAGGAACUAGUAUGCUAUAUAUGGGAUAACUAUCUUCAGCUCUACGACGUGGAAGACCUAUUCAUUGUAGGCGUAGGCAAUGCAUACCUAGGCGUUAAGGUCCUUCUGACGAAUAGAGAUUGCAAAAAUCGAAUCGCGGGAGUGAUUAAUUUCGUAACGGGUAACCUACGGCCAGUGAAAUCGGAAACUGAUACAGAACUGUCGAGCUGGUAUAAACAGAACUCGCUAGUCUAUGUCACAAAUGACCAUGCUUGUUGGAAGGACAACGAUUUGGCAAAGAAGGUACUGAAGAAACGCUUCGGGGGGGUACACAGGAGCCCGGAAGUUGGGCUCAACCGGAUGAUGGAGGCACACGCGAAAGAGGUGUAUCAAUUCAUCGGUGAGAGGUGUAGUCAAGACGGAAGUGGUAAUACCACGGAAGACGAGAAGUAGAUUUCAGAAGUCGAGAAUAUUUGUAGCUGUCUAUAGUAGCUACCUACCUGGUAGUUGUAUAUAUCAAACCGGAGAGAGUGCGAGGGUGCAAAGGUUCGAAGAGGGAGUGCUUAGGUAUUUACUAGAGGUAGUUGCGGACUAGGCAACGAUUCCGUAGGCUGUAGCUUUCAUUUUUCUACGUAGGAGAUUAGGCUUAUUACUACUAGCGUUUUGAAAGAGGUACCUAUAUAGACCUUAUGUACUUAGUUCCGCUGGGCAUCGGCAAGAGAACUGCAGUAGCAUAUUGGUUGUUGCAUAUGUUGUGAGCGAUACCACAACGUACUUGCCUUGGGUUAGGUACCUACCUCUUAGGUCGCAGCUACCAAACUCGCAAAGUUCUCUUUCAAGUAUGUAGCUCUCUCUUUUUCUCUCCUUUCCUAUUUGAAAGCUUCCACUUAACCCACUCGCGAAACCACCAAAUAAUUACAUCUAGUUACUUGCAACUUCUUUACGUGCA
Messenger RNA from Daldinia vernicosa, 3044 nucleotides. RefSeq names its product putative histone deacetylase A. The record is from RefSeq and is a predicted model, not a curated record. NCBI's taxonomy places the organism in Eukaryota, Fungi, Ascomycota, Sordariomycetes, Xylariales, Hypoxylaceae. Bases 347 to 2548 code for a protein of 733 amino acids. Gene Ontology annotation, biological process: chromatin organization. Gene Ontology annotation, molecular function: histone deacetylase activity. The transcript has 4 exons. Gene Ontology annotation, cellular component: histone deacetylase complex.